This is a messenger RNA of Abrus precatorius (Indian licorice), 3680 nucleotides long. Its product is annotated as probable disease resistance protein At1g61300. The transcript has 8 exons. The record is from RefSeq and is a predicted model, not a curated record. Gene Ontology annotation, molecular function: ADP binding. Lineage: Eukaryota; Viridiplantae; Streptophyta; Magnoliopsida; Fabales; Fabaceae. The coding region runs from base 1 to 3621 and encodes 1206 amino acids.
AUGGCGAACAUAGUAGCUGAUUUGGGAAAGUCAAUUUUGGAAAAAUUAAUGAAUAAUGCAAUAGCCGAAUCACGUUACAUAUGCUGCUUCUCAUGCAUUGUUAAAGACUUUGAAGAUGAAAAGGAAGUUCUGAAAGCAACGAGAAUGACUGUGGAUGAAUACACCAAAGUGGAGAAAAGAAAAGGAAACAAUAUUCGAGCAGAUGUGACUUUUUGGCAAGAGAGAGCUGAAGAACUCAUUCAUGAGGACACUCAAAUGAAAAAGACGUGUUUUUUUGGAUGGUGUCCAAAUUGCAAAUGGAGAUAUAGUAAGGGAAAGCAAUUGGCAAACAAGAAGAAAGAGAUUGAAAGACUCUUAGAAAGUAAAUUUGAUAAUGGCAAUGUUGGAAUUUCCCUUAAUCUUCCAGGUGUUGAGUAUCAUUCUUCUCAAGAUUACGUUUCUUUUGAAAGUAGAAAGUUGACAAUCAAAGAACUUUCGGAUGCAUUGAUAGAUGACAGCAACUUUAUAAUUGGAUUCCAAGGGAUGGGGGGCACAGGUAAAACUACUCUGGCAAAAGAAGUGGGUAAGGAACUUGUGCAACUCACACAAUUUGAUCAUGUCAUUGAUACUACAGUGUCAUAUACUCUUGAUAUAAGAAAGAUUCAAGAUGAUAUUGCUGCACCCUUAGGAGUGGAUUUCAAGGAUAAAAAUAAUUCAGAGAGACUCAAGCUUCUUUGGAGUAGAUUAACUGAUGGAGAGAAAAUUCUUCUGAUAUUAGAUGAUGUGUGGAAUCCUAUCAAUUUUGAAGAAAUUGGGAUUCCAAAGAAAGACAAUCACAAGGGUUGCAGAAUCCUUCUAACCACACGUGAAAUGCGGGUUUGCCAAUCAAUGGGAUGCGAAAAGAUAAUUCAACUGGGGGUUUUAUCUAAGGAAGAUGCAUGGACCUUGUUCAAGAAGCAUGCUAAUAUAAGCGAUAGUUCCUCUAAACGUUUGUUGGAUAAAGGGCGUGAUAUUACCAAAGAAUGCAAGGGGUUACCGGUUGCAAUAGCAGCCAUUGCUAGCAGUUUAAGAGGUAAAGAAAGUUGGGAAGUGUGGAAAUCAACAUUAAAAUCCUUGCAGAAGUCUGUGUCUAAGCACGAUGUUGAUGAAAAUUUGGUUGAUAAAUGUUUGAGGCGUAGCUAUCAUAAUUUGAAGGAUGAAGGAGCCAAGAAACUGUUCCCUUUAUGUUCUCUGUUUCCAGAGGAUGAAGAACUUUCUGAUGAAAUUUUAACAAGAUUUUGCAGAGGAGUGCGCCUUUUUGGGGAAAUGGAUAUCAAAUACGAUGAACCUCGAGAUCAAGUAGUUACUGCCAAAAAUAAACUUGUAAAUUCUUGUUUAUUGGUAAAAGCUGGGAAACAAAGUGUUAAGAUGCAUGACUUGGUUCGUGAUGUGGCCUUACGGAUAGCUAAUGAGGAAAUUCAAGCAGUGAAUUUGUCUGACAAAAAUCAGAAGUCAUUGCUUGAAAGGGGGGAAAAUAUUAAAUAUUUAGAAUUUAAUUCAAUUGAAGUGAUUGAAAGGUGCACUUUACUUGAAGAAUUGUACAUUGUUGGUACGAAAGUCAGGUUUGAUCUUUCGCGUUUGCAUGGAAAAAUAACCUUUCCUCCAUUAGAAAGGUACGUUAUCAGUGACUACCUUAGAACGGUGGAUGAAUCGUUGUCAAGAUGUGUGGCCUUACCGAAUAUUGAUGCUAUUUUCUCAGAAGUGACAUUCAAGCAUUUGGUGCAAACAUCCGAACUUCUUCAUCUGGUACGAAUUAAAGGGGCAUGGAGAAAUCUCAUACCUGAUAUUGUUCCCAUAGAUAGAGGUAUGAAUGACCUAUUUCAGCUUGUUUUAACGGGGAGUCCACAAUUGCGGUGUCUCAUUGACACUACACAUAUUGAUUCUCAUAGACAAAGUUUCUUCUCCAAGUUGAUUGAGCUAAAACUUCAUCGCAUGGAAAAUUUCGAAAAACUAUGCAAUGGUCCCUUUCCCUCUGACUUUCUAAACAAUUUACAGAGCCUAAAUUUCCGUGAGUGUAUAAACUUGAGAAGCAUAUUGUUUAAGAGCAAGCUAAACCUCUGCUAUCUUAAGACCACUAAAUUGUCCUAUUGCCGAAAAUUGGUAUCCCUAUUUCAAUUGUCAACUUGUCAAAGCCUCUUGCUUUUGGAGGAACUGUCCAUAGAAGAUAGUGAGCAACUAACAAACAUAAUAGCAGCAUAUGAAAGAAUAAGGGAGGAAUUGAAGGAAGAAAUUGUUAGUGGUGAGAAUGAUAACAAGAGUUGUGUCUCCAUGUUUCCAAAACUGAAAACUCUAUAUAUUAGCAAGUGCCCCCAUUUGGAAUAUAUACUUCCAAGUCCAACUCUUUCUCCUCAAGUUGUUCCAUUGCUAGAAACUAUCAGAACACAUGAUUGUGGUGAGCUGAAAUACAUAUUUCAUGAACACCAACAUGAACAUGCAAGUCAGGAUCUGCAUCAAGAGGCAAAGGAUAUCAUACUUGGCUCACUGAAAGAGGUGUCAAACAUUGACUAUCUUCAUCUUUGGCAACGUGCUCAGUGUCUUUCGAAACAACCACAUAUCCUGCGCAACAUUAAAGAACUUGAGCUACAAAAUUUUUCAAAGACAAAAUCUGUAUUUAUCUUAUCUAUUGCCCCAAUGAUGUUGGAAAAAUUGAGAAUUCAGGACCGUGACGAAUUACAGCACAUAAUAAUAGACACCAGAGAUGACCUUGUUGACAAUAAUUUGAGUUAUGUCUUCCCAAAAUUGAAAAAGAUCUCUGUGAAAGAUGCAAGCCAGCGGAUUGAAUUGAAGAAUACAGAUCUUUGGGUGCAGAGCUGUCCAAAACUCUCUUUGACUUCAACGAUAGAGGCCAAUCAGUUGAGGCUUAAAGUUGUAUACUAUGUUUAUGGAGAAAAUCUGAGUAAAUAUUCCAUUGAAAUAUUGCAAUACAUUGCUCGACAUUUUGAAGACUUAAUAACCCAAGAUACUAGCAAUGAAAAUCAAACUAUAGAAAUCACUGAAGACAUUGAAGUUGAGCCGGAUGUCCAAGCACAAAGUGAGUUGGCUUCUUCAGAAGUCAAUACGAAUCAAUCCAUUGCAGAGAUAGAGCAUGAAAUUGUUGAACAAGUUUCGAGUUUAAAGAUAUCAUUGGCAACAACAUCACCAAGUAAAAGGCAUGAAGCACAUUCAGAUGAAGAUGAUGGUGGCCAAAUAACUACACCUUUUUCAGUUAUCACUAGAGAGAAUCCUACCACAAAAAAUGUUCAAGAAAUUACUGAGACUCAUGCUCCAGAAAACUAUAACAUUGGGCAUGAAGUUCAAGCAACAUCAGAGCAUGAGUUAACUCCACCACAAGUUAAUGGAAAUCAAUCUAUUCAAGCAACUCAAACUGAAUAUAUUCAAGAAGGAAGUGACUUUAAAUCUAACAUGUUCAUCUCUGUGGAGACAAAAGCCAAACCUUCACAAAAGGCAGAGAAGGGUUUUGUGGAAGAAGUUACUGGUUUAGAGAUUCCCUUGCCAAACAUUUCACCAACAGAUGCAGCAAAUGCCAAGAUAAGUCCUUUGGAUAGUCUUCUACAUAAAACCCAUUCAGAUGUAAGUGUACCAUAUAGUGUCUGUUUGAUUUAAAGUUGAGUGUAAAUGACUUUAAUAAAAUUGAGUUUACACUGUUGAAUAUGAUACAGGUG